GUUGACGAUGCUCACAUGGUAGGGACGCACUGCACUUGGAUUUCCAAUACCAUACGACGCCCCAUCUCAAAGCAAGCUGCACAUCGAGUCAAGGAGAGGAGCAAAGCCAUGGAGGUCCCUGCGAUCGACCUUGCGGAGUUCGAGAGUGAGGAGAGGAGCAAAGCCAUGUCUCGAUUUCACCAAGUGUGCGGGAAUUGGGGCUUCUUCUGGGUCGAGAACCAUGGAGUAGCUGUGGCUUUGAUGGAGGAGGUGAAGAGACAUGUGUACUCCCACUACGACAAGUGCCUCAAGGAAAGGUUCUACGACUCGGAGUUGGCGAAGGGACUCGGGCCUCAAACCGAUGCCGCAGAAGUCGACUGGGAGACCACCUACUUCGUGCAGCAUCAGCCGGAAUCAAGCACGGAAGACGACCUCGGCCUCGGGGUAGAAUUCCGCGAAGCCAUGGAUGCUUAUGUCAGCCAACUGACCAAGCUCGCGGAGAAGCUCGCGGAGUUGGUCAGCGAGAACCUGGGACUGGACGAUGAUCAUCUGAAGAAGACAUUUGCGCCUCCAUUUGUGGGCACGAAGGUGGCCAUGUACCCACAGUGUCCUCAGCCGGAGCUGGUGACGGGCCUCCGCGGCCACAGCGACGCCGGCGGCAUCAUCCUGCUGCUACAGGACGACACAGUCCCAGGCCUGGAGUUCUACAAGGACGGGGAAUGGGUGCCGGUGACUCCGAACAAAGGAAACCGCAUCUUCGUCAACUUCGGCGAUCAGGUGGAGGUGGUCAGCAAUGGCUUGUACAGGAGCAUGUGGCACCGGGUGCUGGCCGAUAAGCACGGCAGCCGGCUCUCCGUGGCGACGUUCUACAAUCCGGGCGGCGAUGCCAUCGUCGGGCCGGCUCCGAAGCUGCUGUACCCCGGCGGAUACCGGUUCCAGGACUACCUCCAUUACUACUUCGGGACCAAGUUCUCAGACAAAGGAGCAAGGUUUCAGGCCGUCAAGGAAAUGCUCGAGUGAAGGUCUCGUGGCUUAAGCAAUAAGAGUGUUCUCCCGCAUUUAAGACUACUACCCUGUUCUGUUCCGUUCCGUUCUGUUUUACUGUGUCUUUGACAUCAACAAAAUUGGUAUGAUUUAGAUA
This is a messenger RNA of Musa acuminata AAA Group (dessert banana), 1120 nucleotides long. Its product is annotated as 1-aminocyclopropane-1-carboxylate oxidase 1-like. The transcript is spliced from 4 exons. The record is from RefSeq and is a predicted model, not a curated record. Lineage: Eukaryota; Viridiplantae; Streptophyta; Magnoliopsida; Zingiberales; Musaceae. The coding region runs from base 16 to 999 and encodes 327 amino acids.